AGAAGCGGCGGAGGCGGCGGCGAUUUGGAUCUAGGCGGCGACGCGAUUCGGCUUGGAUUCCGGCGCAACGGAGCUUGGACGGGAGACACUCUUUUGCAUCCUCUCCGUUUGUUUGCAACAUCUCUGCUCUUCUCAAGGAAAUGGAGGCUAAACAAAUUGUAUGGACAGCUCCGAUGACUUCCUUCAUGCUUGAUCACCAAUGCAAGGUUGUGGGCGAUGGAGUUAGAACAUCAACUAGCUUCAAGAAGUGCCAAUUGGCUCGUUGUGUGACUGCUAUGAGUGAGCAUUUUCAGCUCAAUUUGACUCAUGCCAACAUUGGUAAUCACAAUAGGACAUGGAGGAGGAAAUGGGGAACAAUACUCAGACUUAGGGGGUUGAGUGGUGCAUUAUGGGAUGAUGAGAAGUCUAUGAUCGUUCUUAAUCAUGAGCACUACACUAACCAUAUUAAGAACCACAAAGAGGAUGAACCUUUUCUGAACAAGCCUCUGAAGCACUAUAAUGAGAUGGCUAUCAUUCGUGGCAAUACUAUGGCCACGGGUCAAUAUACGAAAAGCUCAAAUGACCCCCUUGGUACAGAGGUUAAUGAAAUUUCAGAUAAUGAGGCUUCCCCACUUGAAGAAGGUAGCAAGUCAAGCAAUGGAGGCGAUUCAGUGGCUCCCAAUCCCAAAAGGGCCAAAACAAAGUCUAGUGUUGAUGAGGGGCUGCAAUCAACCCUUAUGGCAGUGGGUGAAAGGCUUGCUAUUGCCAUAGAGAGGAGUGUUAGCACUGACAACAGCUCCACGAGCAUCUCUACGAACAACUCCAUGAUGGGCCUUUGGGAGGGCAUGAAAGAUAUUCCCUUUUUCGGUAUUGAUUACCUUGCCCUUUAUUUUGCCUACUUGGUUGAGAAUCCGAACAUUUCAAUGGCGUUUAAACUCUUGGAGAAGGACCAAAAGAGUAUUUGGGUUGCUAGGUAUGUGAAGAACACCUUCCCUCCAAUGGAUGGUUGAAGAUUGUAGGCAUGUGUGGUAUUUGCAUGACCUCUUUUGAUAUGACCCAACAAUAUGGACUUUGGGUUGUAUGACUUACUUUUGAUGUCAACCAGACUAUGAACUAUGGGUUGUAUAACUUAGAGAUGAUGUACUAUUUCAUAUCUACAUCUCAUGCACUACUAGUUUAUUAUGUAUAGUUGCUACUUGUCUAAGAUGUUGGACUAUGAUUAUGAAGUUACAGUUUCCUAUUUUCGAAA
This is a messenger RNA of Triticum dicoccoides, 1228 nucleotides long. RefSeq lists its product as uncharacterized. Lineage: Eukaryota; Viridiplantae; Streptophyta; Magnoliopsida; Poales; Poaceae. The record is from RefSeq and is a predicted model, not a curated record. Bases 141 to 989 code for a protein of 282 amino acids. The transcript has 4 exons.